UAUAUGUAAUGUUUCGUGGGUACUCGCGUACAUUAUAGGGAAUGGGAUCAUUGCAAAAAUAUGACAGCAAAUCAAGUGGGCAAGUUCCCAUAUCCAUGGACAUUUGAUAAUACGUAUGGCCAUGGAAUAUGCCAAGGUAGUGGAGAUGUCCAUUAUGUAACUUAUGACAACUGGCGAUCAAUUGAUUUCCAAGGACCAUGUUUGUACACUCUAACUAGACUAUGCUGUGGAUCAUGUAAUAGAAGAGAAGAUAGAUUUUGCCCACGGACUGAUUUUCAUGUUAAGGUUAAACAAAGACCUGUGGGAACUCCUGCAUAUCCCCUGGCUUAUGUGGACUAUAUAGUUGUGGAGAUUUGUGGAUAUUCAGUCAUCCUGGAUGAAGGAAAAUGGGCAGUGGUCGAAACAACUCAUGCAAACUAUGUACCAAACCCCUUUACUACUUACUCGAGUGGCGUAUUAAGUCUACCACGAGUUUGGGGCUGUGAAAAUGGAACUGAGUUUCGGCUUUCUAACUGGGGCACAAAUGGUAUUCAAUUUGAAACUAAAUUCAUGAUUAUUUACAACAGUCCAACCUAUGUAAGGGUUAAAUUGUCAAAGAAAUACAAAUCAAAAGUUUGUGGAAUUUGUGGAAACUUCAAUGGUAAUCCAGAGGAUGAUUUAGUGACCCGUGAUGGUAUAGAUGUAAGCGGCUAUCCCGAUGGUU
Messenger RNA from Owenia fusiformis, 703 nucleotides. Lineage: Eukaryota; Metazoa; Annelida; Polychaeta; Sabellida; Oweniidae. The record is from the annotation of a GenBank genome assembly.